This is a messenger RNA of Colossoma macropomum (tambaqui), 2087 nucleotides long. RefSeq lists its product as uncharacterized. Bases 125 to 1255 code for a protein of 376 amino acids. NCBI's taxonomy places the organism in Eukaryota, Metazoa, Chordata, Actinopteri, Characiformes, Serrasalmidae. The record is from RefSeq and is a predicted model, not a curated record. The transcript has 7 exons.
UCGUAGGGACGUUUUCUCGAGUGCCCGGAGAGAGCGCGUUUGUGGCGGAAUAGCGGAGCUGGAUAUCCUUCAUUUACUGAGAUUAUUUCACAGAAAUAGAGGCAUCACGUACCUGAAAUUAAUCAUGGCAGAGAAAAAAUUUGAGUUUUCCAGUAAAGAGGAGCUUUUCAGCCUUAUAGGCGACGUUGACUGUCCGUACUGCACAAAACCAGUCGCAACAUCUCAUCAUCAUUUGUCCACACACCAUCUGAGAUAUGCCAUACAUUUUGCUGAAGGUGGUACUGGCAAGUUCUCAAUACCCUGCUACUGCCCCGACGAGAGACGUGGCAAAAGGAGCCACUGGCAUUGUACUAAGUGCACAAAAAUAAUACAGAGGACUGCGGAUUUCAGACUGCACCUCACUAACCACGGUGUUUUGCUGACAGACAAGCCUGUGGAUGGAGAAGCUGCUAGCGUGGGUACUUCGUGUGUCAGCGAUGCAGUUGAAGAUUACAGAACGUCGUGCCAGAAAUGUGAUUCUCUAUUCGCAAACCCAUCUAAUCUGAGGAGACACAAGAGGCAGCAGAACUGCAGACAGGAACAACCCAUGGUUUGCGUAGACGCAAAGAACGGGUUAUACGUGACGCCGAAGGAUCCUCAAGGAACAAAGUUUCCGAUACAUAUAUGUAAGUCUCUUGUUUCACAGAGUUUCGUUUGUGAAUUGGAGUCGUGCAGGGAUUUCAUGAAGAUGGCUGCCCAAAGUGGAAAUCCUGGGAAGGAGUGCUAUCACCUGGAGAGGACGAGGAACGCCCGGUGCUACAGUCCUCCUCCACCACUGUGCAAUGCCUCGCUGGAGGAGAUGGCUGAAAAAGGAAUCGUUUCUAAAACAAGGCAACAGGAAUGUAUGGCAUUGCAUGCAAGGGCAUGUUUAGAGGAAGUCGACUGUGUAUUUCCUGUUUUUUGGGAGGAAUUUGGACCCUCUGAGAGAUACAUCUACUUCUCCGUUUAUGCCGGCCAGACCGACACCUGGUGUCAGUUUGGAAGAACACUCGUCACACUGGACACCAAGUUUGGUAAAUGGCAGUGCCAGUGCACAGGCGCAAAGGAAGAGCACCAGAGCUGCGUCCAUCAACAUUUAUCCAUGUGGUGGGUCUUUCAGGAACGUCCCUGUUGGCGCAAAAAUGCUGUAGUUACCAACUCAGAAGAAAUGAUAGAUGAUAUAGAGACAAAAGUCAUGGAUCUUGAGGACAUGCUGGAGAUGCAGCAUUCUGAAUAGACACGUCGGAGCUUCUCCGUGAUGUUUUUGCAGGUAUGGGAAAUACUGCAUGUUCUGCUGUUAUUACAGUGACCAACUUGAUACUUGUGGAGUUCAAAGGAGAGGAACCACCAGAGGACAAAAGAGAGACCCAUGCUGGAGAACUUUGAGCCGCAAGAAAGAAAGUGCCCUUACACGGGAGAGGAGACACGUGCCACGGCGUAUGGAACGUUUACACUGGACAAGAGUGCUUCAUCUUUUUUUAGCCUUUUAAUUUUUUUCAAGCUUUUAUUCUUUUAUUUUAAGAGUUAUAUGAAAGCAUUUUUAAGUAUGCCAAGGUGAUGCCAGAGAAGCUUGGCCACAUUUCAAAAAUGUGGUCACAUUUGAGAAAAAUCGUCUUACGGUUCUCGUGCUCUUGUUUGAAGUUCAGUCUGUGACUACAUAGCGAUUGGGCUGCUGUAUCAGUUGUAUGCAGUAAAGUGUGAAGUGAAGAAAAGGCCAGAUUUUUUUCCUUUUUUAUCCCGUCAAAGAACUAUGAUUUGUAAAUUCUUCUCGGAAUUUCUGAUCAUUGGACCAUUCCUUCGGAAUUAGUUCAAACUGUUUCAAUAAAAAAAAAUUUGAAACAUUUAAACAACAAUUCAGAUCUUAGAUUUUUACAUGGAUUGGGUCAUGAUCUGUUUAAACCUAAGGCAUUAAUUGAGAUUGUAAUAAGCUAAAUAUAUACAAAAUCAUCUUUUAUAGGGUGCCUUCUGUUGGGAGGUGUCUGUCCCAAACCCUAACCCCAAAAUUUACUCUUGUGAUGACAAUUCUCUUUUUUUUUUUCCUUUUUUUAAGAUUUAAAAAGAUUCUUUAC